CCUAGUGCCGGGAAAAAGGCUGCUAUCGUGGGUAGUGCAAUUCGUAUUGUGGUCAUCAGUUGAGAUUUAGCCGCGGUAUCGGGUGGUUGAUUUAACUAUUUUCUAGUUGAAGUAUACAUAAUCUGGGCCCUUGUGCCGUCUGGGGUCGGAAAUAUGCGAGUUUACUAUUUCUCUCUAUAUGACAUGAAAAAUUAUACAUACCUAACGCAUCGUUGCUAAAAAAGAGCAUCAUUUUUUGGAUUAUCUGGGUCAUACGAAUUCAACUGAGCAUCCUUUUCACGGUUUUUUGGAAAUCCUUCAGAUAUAUUUCCAUGGGAAAUAGAUAUUAGAAUCAACCGGAUGUAGAAAGAAACUUGAAUAAUGUGGUUUGUCGCUUGGUAGUGUUAAAUCCUUUCCGGUGCGACUGGUGAUUAGAACUCUUAGUACUUGUCAUUGAUACCAGCUACAUAUGUGUCUCUACAGGAUUUGAAGUUUCUUAAAUUUUGCCGAUUUUUUUGUUGAAGUGAAUACAAUAUCUGUGUGAUAUACGUACGUGUGACAAAAAAUUACAGUAUGUAAUAAGCGCCUUCGAAGCAUAAUAUAGCGCUUUUCGGUCGAAGCCCUGCGAAGGCUACUCCGAGGAUUCGGUCUUUUCUGUUUAAUAUGAAAACAAUAUCUUUGGUUGAGCUUCUUCUUGCCUUGUGAGCCCCUCUACAUAAUAUAACUUGCCAACGAAUUCAGCAAAAGUGAUAAUAACAGAACCUCAAGUUCAACCCAUGGGCUGAUUAUAUAAUUUGAUGUGUGUUCCUAAAAAUGGUGUUUGUUUAUAUCGUCUAUUCAAAAGUGUCGACACACUAUUGAUCCAUGUGACAGCUAUCUUCAGUGGGAUCCUUGCAUAGCAGAAAGGAAUGUAGCAUUCCAUCGUGCAAACAAGAUGAAUAAUUCAGGGAUAAGAAGGAAAUCUGACAAUAUAGCAGGAAAAAGAUACUAAAAAAUGUAAGAAAUUUGCCAGUGUAACCAUAAAUUUCAAAGUGUAAUUUAUGUGAUGUGAUAGAUACUUCAAAAACAAACAUAAAAAUCAACAAAGUAACAAGGAUAUUCAUGAUAUUGAGUCUGAACUGAAAGGAGAGAGUAGAAAGUAAUAUCCAUAGAAAAUAAUACACGAAUUGUGGAUGACGAAAAAUAAUUUUGCCUCGUAAUUCCGAGAUUUAAUUCAUAUACUCUGCACCGUAACAAAAUGAAAAUAAUGAUAAGGUGGUAUCAACAACGUCUGAACGUUUGCAAUAAAUUAGAGACAAAUGCCGCGGAGAAUAUUAAAAUGGCAUACAAAUUACCGAAGAGAUGGCAAUUAUUAUUCAAACGUUAGAAGAUACUCGUAUGCGGCAAGAGUAUCUUUAAUAAAAUUUAAGUAUUAAAUAAAAUUCGGUUAUCUUAUCUCUUUCCCUGCUAUUAGUUGCUUUUAUUCGCUGCCGCUUCUCAAUUUGUUUAUUUUUUUUUUUAAAUUAAUUUAUAUAAUUUUAUACGGAACGUAAUGCUGUGACUGAUGUGUACGCGAUAACUAGUAGCUAAAUUGUUCAAAACGGCACUCAUGAUUAAAUAGAUUAGAUUAAUUCGAAUUAACCGUGAAAGAUAGUGAAAGGGUUCUAUAAAUGAAGAAAUCAAAACAUUAAUAUCUCAAGUGAAAGGAUGCAUUUUGUCUUAUUCCUAUGUGAGCUCUAUAUUGCUUCAAUUAAAGUGGAAGUGACCAGAAAAAACAAUUAGCUAGUGCAAGACUAUUGAUUGUGAUAUGGGAACAAUAAAUUUAACCACGGUUUAUUUUAUUUUGUCUACAACGAUAUGUUUUUAUUGUGUUGUUAUUCAUGCUGCCUCCACAAAUGGUUUAAUCGACACAGAUAAACCGUACUUUGAUGAUGUCAAUCCACGAAAUGUUACAACAGUUGUUGAUGAUAUCGCCAUACUUCGUUGCCGUGUGAAAAACAAAGGAAAUAGAACUGUUUCAUGGAUGCGUAAACGGGAUCUACAUAUAUUAACUACAAACAUCUAUACAUAUACAGGAGAUCAACGUUUCUCCGUACUACAUACCCCCGGUUCAGAUAAUUGGGAUUUGAAAAUUGAAUAUGCUCAACAACGUGACAGUGGAAUUUACGAGUGUCAAGUGAAUACAGAGCCAAAAAUCAAUUUAGCUGUGGUGCUAGAAGUUACCGGUACGUUAUCAGCAGUAACCGAUGCUACCGGUAAUUAUUUUCAACAUCAUAAUUAUAAUAACAAAGCUGCCCGUGCAAAAAUAAUCGGGUCACAAGAAGUGCACGUGAAACGAGACAGCACAAUUUCAUUAUCGUGUUCUGUAAAUAUUCAUGCAUCAUCAGUUGUAUGGUACCACGGAUCCAAUGUCGUAGAUUUUGAUUCAGCACGUGGUGGUAUUAGUUUAGAAACAGAAAAAACAGAAGCUGGAACAACUAGUCGAUUAAUGCUUACCCGAGCGACACUACGUGAUUCUGGUAAUUAUACGUGCGUUCCAGUUGGAGCCAUACCAGCAUCAGCGCAAGUUCAUGUAUUGAAUGGAGAGCAUCCAGCUGCAAUGCAAACCAGUAGUGGCGUGCCGCGUCCAUCCCACUUAGCUAUAAUUAUUUUAUGUAUAUUUUCAAUAACAGCAUGUCAUCAACCAAUCAUAUCACAGGCAACGUCCAUAUUAUUACUCUACUCAACAAAAAGAUGACUCAUCUUGAAGACAAUUUCCCAAAAGGGAAAGGAAGUUUAAAGUAAUUGGAAACUAAUGACAGAUUUUAUUUUUAUCAAUAAUUUAUUAGUUUCGAAAUUGUCAUUACUACAUCCCACGAGAAAUGAAAAAGCAAAAAGUUUAUAGAAUCGAAAAAAUCUGUUUAUAUCUUAGUUUUGCGAUAAUCUUUUAUUCUUAUCAAAAUCAAAAAAAAUAAUCAGAAAAUCAGAUCGAAUCUCAAACUUGCGCAAUUGUAAAUCAAAAGUUCAAAACAGAAUGAAUUGCAUUUUAAGGUGUACGAGUAUAUUCUGCCAUUGCAUCUAUUCUAUACAAAGAAAUUGAUAAGAACUAAUAUAUAUAUAUGAGAAACGAAAUGUAUAAACAAAAUAUUUGGAAGAAUAAAUAUAAAUCAAUCAACUCGCGACCCCUCCUUCCAUUUUGUCUUCCCAAUUCCUUCCCUUCCUCCAACGGAAAAGAGUAAAAAAACAAUGUAAACAGUUUAUACCAACGAACAGAGAAUGUUUCGAAAAAAUGAAUCAAAUUCCAGGACAAAAGCGAAAAAUUAAAAAAAUGGUGAGAAUAUAUAUAUACAAUUAUACGUGAAUAAGAUAUAAGAUGUGAUUGAAGUAAUAAGAAAGGAGCAAGGAGGUUGAUACCUUCGUGCAGUGUACACACCAAAAGUUUGCAAAAAUUUAAUCAGAUUAAUCCAAACGAUUGCAUGUUUAAGUCAUUGAAGCCGGACAAAUACGUAGGGAUGAAAAAAAGCAAAAAAGGAAAAUCAAAUAUUUUAGAUUCGUAAGAAUUUAAAUUAAAUGAUAAAACAUCAUGCAUAUUAAUAUACAUAUAUAUAUAUAUAUCGGGGGACUAAUAAAUUUUCGAUGAAACAAUUCGAAAUGUUCGGUAAUUUAUUGGUCUAGCAAAUUAAUGAAAACAAGAACAAAGGAAAUUCAAAGAAAAACUAUUAAUGUAAUUAUAUAAGUGAAAUAAUUUUUGAAAAAAAAAUGCAUUUAAAUCUAAUGCAAAUAUAUAACCAACCAAAAACAUCAUAGACAAAUGUUGAGCAUGUAUGAUGGAGAAAUAUAAACAUUAAAAGGGACAUGAAGCCAUUUUGGAAGUGUUCCAAAAAGUAAAUAUAAAGAAAAACAUGGAAAAAACAAAACUCAAUAUAAUGACGAAAAGAAAAUAAGGUGGAAAAAUAUAUGAAAAAUGAAUGAAAACAGAAA
This is a messenger RNA of Hermetia illucens (black soldier fly), 3918 nucleotides long. RefSeq names its product zwei Ig domain protein zig-8 (gene dpr7). The record is from RefSeq and is a predicted model, not a curated record. Gene Ontology annotation, cellular component: neuron projection membrane. The coding region runs from base 1766 to 2695 and encodes 309 amino acids. Gene Ontology annotation, biological process: synapse organization. NCBI's taxonomy places the organism in Eukaryota, Metazoa, Arthropoda, Insecta, Diptera, Stratiomyidae. The transcript is spliced from 7 exons.